Molecule: messenger RNA, 1420 nt
Organism: Folsomia candida
Lineage: Eukaryota; Metazoa; Arthropoda; Collembola; Entomobryomorpha; Isotomidae
Product: phosphatidate cytidylyltransferase, mitochondrial
Exons: 6
Coding region: 112-1239 (375 amino acids)
Biological process (GO): cardiolipin biosynthetic process; CDP-diacylglycerol biosynthetic process
Cellular component (GO): mitochondrion
Molecular function (GO): phosphatidate cytidylyltransferase activity
Source: RefSeq, a predicted model, not a curated record
AAUCUUGUCAUGAAAUUCUGUUCUAGGAAAGAUCCAAAAUUGUAAAUUCGUAGUAAAGUAAAAAUCACUAAAUUUUUAAUUAUUUUUAUGACUUGAUCCAAAUUUUUGGUAAUGGCACUUCCUGCUGUUGCUAAAAUAGCAGCAAAAUCAGCAGUUCAUCUCGUUCGGGAAUCCACUCUUCACAAUCUUUUAUCACAUUUUCCAAAAAAGUGUAAUUAUGCAUUUGCUUACGGAUCCGCCGUAUUUGCGCAACAGGGACAGAAACAAGGAGGAAAGAUGUUGGACCUCAUUUUUGUUGUGGAUUCACCAGUUGAAUGGCAUGAAGAGAACAUGGCACUCAAUUCCAGUCACUACUCUGCCCUGAGAUAUUUUGGCCCCAGAUUAAUUGCAAAGGUUCAAGAAUCAAUGGCUUCUGGGGUGUAUUACAAUCCGUUCGUUACAUUGGACGGACAGCUCAUAAAGUACGGCGUGAUAAGCACAUCUGCUCUGGAAAGAGAUUUGACCAAAUGGAACCAAAUCUAUAUUGCGGGACGAUUGCAUAAACCCGUUUUGGAAUUACAACCCCCAUCCUCAGCAAGUUUGAUGAGAGCGUUAAAUUUUAAUCGAGAGUCCGCCUUGAGAACUGUUCUUCUUCAGGAGGGGAGAUAUUUGUCGAAAUAUACUCUGUUUCACGGAAUUACAGAGUUGUCUUAUUUGGGCGACUCGAGAAUGAAAUUGGGCGAAAAUCCGGAUAAAGCGAGGAAUAUUGUGAUCCCCAUGAUGGGUGAAUUUGAAGCCGUGUAUGCCCCAUUAAUUCACGGGCUCAAGCCCAUGGUGGAGGUAAACGCGGAUGGUCUCAUCGUUCAAAAUACCACACCACAAGAACGGUUCAAACACUUGAUGGCACUUCCUAUCCAAGUUCAAAUAAACCUUUGCCGUCAGCUAUUCCGUGACCCUCGUCUCUGUGACAUUGAAGAAGUCAUGGCUGAAUUAAGCUACAUGCCCACCCUUCGCAAUUUUAUUCGAAACUCAAUCACCGACGUGGUUUGGGGAUCAUCCAUUCUACAAACUGUUCAAGGUUUGCUCUCCGCCGGGAUCGUCCGUUCAGUCAAGUAUGCUUGGGAAAAGCUACAAAAGGGGCGAGAGGGGAGACAGAUGCAACAGGAAAGAAUGAAACGCAGUAGUCAGCAUCAAAUUGAUAAUCACAACGACGAGGACCAAUACCAUCAACAUUUCCGUAGUCAGCAGCGUAAAACGUAACGUAACGGAAGAAAAACAUAAUUAAAAAUAAGUCUAGUCAACGUCCGAACAAGUUUACAUACUUAUUAUUACAAUUUCCAAAUCUUAGAAUUUAUAUAUUCCAAAAUUACGCCAUAUACAUGAACUGCAGUCGAUUGACAAUAAAUUGACAACGUAUAUAUUUUAUCACGUGAACGAAAAC